This is a messenger RNA of Patiria miniata (bat star), 1742 nucleotides long. Its product is annotated as ras-related protein Rab-22A-like. Bases 121 to 759 code for a protein of 212 amino acids. The transcript has 6 exons. The record is from RefSeq and is a predicted model, not a curated record. Gene Ontology annotation, molecular function: GTPase activity; GTP binding. NCBI's taxonomy places the organism in Eukaryota, Metazoa, Echinodermata, Asteroidea, Valvatida, Asterinidae.
CUGUCAAGAGAUCGAGAGUACGCAGGACUGAAACUAGCUAAAGAUUAUAAUUUCACAGCAAAUCCGGCAUAAAUGUUUGUGUAAUCGAGUGCUUCUCUUGGGUUUGAGAAACCAACAAGGAUGUCUGUCAAACGUGGACAUAAAGUAUGCUUGGUUGGGAAUUCUGGCGUGGGAAAGUCCAGCAUUUUUCAUCGUUUGGUGCGUGAUACCUUCACCGAGAAGGUGACUUUAACCAUAGCAGCCGCCUAUUUUGAAAAGGAGCUGAGCGUGAACGGGGAGACGGUUAGAAUGUGUAUAUGGGACACGGCUGGAGCUGAAAGGUUUCGAUCCUUGACGCCAUUGUUCUACAGAGGCACCGACGGGAUCGUUCUGGUCUACGACAUCACAGACGAAAGAAGUUUCCACAAUCUGCGCACCGAAUGGAUCCCAUCAAUACGAGCAAGUGCGGACACAAACAUGGCGCUGGUCGUGGUGGGCAACAAGUUGGAUCUUGAAGAGACGGGUCGAGUUGUCCCAGCCGUCGAGGCAAGGGGGUAUGCUGAUCUCUUAAACGCCAUCUUCUUUGAAACGAGUGCCAAGACGGGAGAAAACGUGGAGAGAAUAUUUACUGAACUUGCCCUGAAGAUCAGAGAAACAAAGCCGACAUACGAGGAAUACGAGAGACGUGUGGUCCAAAUACCGGGCCCAUCGUUGAACAGUGACGAGAACAUACCUGAUCCAUCGAACCAUCGCCACGACCGCAGCAAGUGCACGUGCUAAAUUACAACUGACGAAGGAGUCAUCUUUGUUUUCCAAAUUGCUUCUGCCAAAACCUGAAGGGUUUUUCAAAAGUGGAUCUCCAACCCCGCCCCAUUUUGGGCUGGGUUAACAGCUAGACUUCAAUUUUAAUCAACAACCUUACUGACAUUAACAUUACGUCAGUGAUUUUAGGUUAUAUGCUGUACUAGAAAACAGCUACCAAACUUUCCGGAGGCUCCGAAAUGUUGCUAAUAGUGCUGUUUAUGACCACCAUAUCUUACAGGAGUAAAUUUCGACCCAUGGGUUCGUGGCGGUGAAAUUAUGGUAGGCAAAGUUAGGCCAAGAUGAUAACUGUCAACUUUCUUCACACAAAAUAAAACAUAGAAUUAACAACGUAUCUGAUUCGCAUCACUAUUUUUUUUUAAAUAAGAAAUGCAUGAUUCAUAGCAAUUUUCAUUUUUACUAAAUCUGUGUACGUCGGAGCGAGAAUUGGCGAACAAGAAAAUGACCAUUUGCGGCUCGCGUGUAGCAAAGACAAGUUUUGACUUGAGCUUGGCGAAUGUGUAGGCACAUGAUAGUAUUCUACACUUGUGGGUGUCCAUACUAAAUGCAAAUGUUAUAAGAAUUAUUUUAAUAUUUUCAUCCGUAAAAGAAUGUCAUUUUAAUUACUUAUUGUGAAAAAUGGUUUUAAAAUCCCGACCCCUCACCCCUGUUUCAAAGUAUUUUCCUAACAAUAUUAUCGUGUACACCUUUGGAUUUUGUUAUAAGAUCUUUUUUUUUACACGUUCUUGAACCGCACCCGACAAUGUUCAAUCCACCCUAUUUGUGAUUUACUAGUUUUUGAAGACAAAGAUUGUGCAUCUCUGAGGUUUGACUGUUGCUGAUCUAAAACAAAAUUCUUUUGUAGGGAAAGUGGCAAAGAAAUCCUAUUUAACCAAACAUUAACGUAAUGGAAUACCUUGAUAUAUAAAUGAGUACUGAAAUAAAGAUAAUAUAAAGUCAGA